AUGUACGGCGCGUGGCACCCGAAGAUCAACAUGAUGGAACCGGUGUCCGAGCACGGGGAAUGCCCCGGCGGCGGCGGGGGUCCCGGCGCCGAAGGUUUCGAGCCCCUGACGCGGGCCCGCUCGAACACGUGGCCAUUGCCCAGGCCGGAGAAUUACGUGGAUCCUCCCGGGAGCGAAGAGGGCUCCGCCGUGGCGGCGACGGGGGGCAACAAGUGUCCGCCACCCGCCCCGCAAACGUCCACCGCCAAGAAGAACUCCAGCAGAAGGAACGCCUGGGGCAAUCUCAGUUACGCGGACUUAAUUACGCAAGCGAUCACCACGUCGCCAGAUAAAAGACUGACACUGUCGCAGAUUUACGAGUGGAUGGUGCAGAACGUGCCCUAUUUCAAGGAUAAAGGGGACAGCAACAGUUCCGCUGGUUGGAAGGUAAGUACCUAA
Acanthoscelides obtectus is the source of this 438-nucleotide messenger RNA. Lineage: Eukaryota; Metazoa; Arthropoda; Insecta; Coleoptera; Chrysomelidae. The record is from the annotation of a GenBank genome assembly.